This is a messenger RNA of Aricia agestis (brown argus), 1254 nucleotides long. RefSeq lists its product as uncharacterized. The record is from RefSeq and is a predicted model, not a curated record. Gene Ontology annotation, biological process: proteolysis. Gene Ontology annotation, molecular function: aspartic-type endopeptidase activity. NCBI's taxonomy places the organism in Eukaryota, Metazoa, Arthropoda, Insecta, Lepidoptera, Lycaenidae. The coding region runs from base 1 to 1254 and encodes 417 amino acids. The transcript has 3 exons.
AUGAUAUAUCGAAGCCCCGAUCCAUUUUACGAGGGCAGUUCUACUGAAAUAUCUACACUGUGUCGCCGAGAAGCUCUACUCAAGACCGCUACAUCUGGUAACCCCGACGCUGAAGAAAUCGCUGCAGGAGAAAACUAUGGCCGAACAAGGAGCAACCCCCUGAAGACGUCCGACGACCAAAAAUAUCGUUACCUGCUCCAACAACUGCAGCAAGCCGAUCUAGAGCACAUCACGGAUAUUCUCUACGAUCCGACACCAAGUAAAAAAUACGAAAAUGUGAAGCAGCGUCUGCUAGAGACGUACGACACAUCGGACGUCAAGAACUUCCAAAAACUCGUCAGCGGCCUAGAAUUGGGAGACUUGAAGCCGUCGCAACUCAUGCGGAAAAUGAAGGAGCUCGCAAGCGGCAUGAUAACAGACGAAGGACUCCGGAUCGAAUGGAUGAACCGCCUUCCCGCGCAAGUUCGCGUCAUACUCUCCAUCAACAAAGAGUCGUCGCUAGAAACUCUAGCGGCGAUGGCGGACAAGAUGGUAGAGUACGCAGAAGGUCCCAGCGUUGCUGCCGUCACAGCAACGUGCCCCGCACCAGCGCCGUCAACCUCGUCAACUCCAGAGCCUUCCUACAUGGAAACUCUAGCGAGACAAAUAGAGAAACUCUCGCUGGAAGUCGCCGAGUUACGUCGCGGACGGUCACACUAUCGCAACCGUCGCCGCCGCUCAUUUUCAAGACCGCGAUCACGCUCGCAUUCAAGGCGGCGUGGUCCAAGGCCGGAACAGGAAGACUCGUGGGAAUGCCACUACCACUACACCUUCGGAGACAAAAGCAAAGAACUGCGUAUCCCCGUGUCGCCGCAGAAACAAGAAGAGUUCGGGAAACUAACCCCGACACCGACCGUGGCGGACGUCGAUGUCUCCCGCACUAGUCACCGCCUCUGUGUCUUCGAUCGUGACACCCGAGAACGUUUCCUCGUGGACACAGGCGCCGACAUCUCCGUGCUCGCCGCCACACAACUUAGAAAAAAGAAGCGCACCGAGGAGACAUACAAAUUGUACGCAGCGAACAACACGUCGAUAAAAACCUACGGAGAAGAAACUAUCAAGCUCAACCAAGAUGAAGACAGCCACAAGAAGCUUCUCCGCCAAGUCCUAGAGUGCCUAGAUCAAAACGGCAUCACACUGAACAUCGAGAAGUGCGAGUUCGGGAAAAACAAAAUAAAUUUCCUGGGCUACGAAGUCUCCGCAGAUGGUAUUUAA